Molecule: messenger RNA, 2053 nt
Organism: Vanrija pseudolonga
Lineage: Eukaryota; Fungi; Basidiomycota; Tremellomycetes; Trichosporonales; Trichosporonaceae
Product: Alpha-glucosidase
Exons: 4
Coding region: 155-2053 (632 amino acids)
Biological process (GO): maltose catabolic process; sucrose catabolic process
Molecular function (GO): sucrose alpha-glucosidase activity; alpha-amylase activity; glucan 1,4-alpha-maltotriohydrolase activity
Source: RefSeq, a predicted model, not a curated record
CGCUCGGCACCUCGGCGCCUCGGCUCCCCACCACACUCUUGCCCGGUGGUGCGGGGCGGCGGCGGGUGUGGGGGCCAACCAGUCGGCCAGCAACGUCGACCUCCGGCCCGGACGCACCUUGGCAUCGCACCCAACGCCGACUCGCGCAGUUAAUAUGAGCAGCGCGCCGACUACGUCUCCGCCUUCAUUCCCCGCACAUACCGCAAACUCAAUCACCAUGGGCUCUGUCGACUCUACAGCAUACCAGCGCAAGUGGUGGAAGGAGGCCAACGUCUACCAGCUCUACCCCGCCUCCUUUGCCGACCAUGCCGCCCACGGCCACGGCACGCUCCGCGGCAUCACUGAGCGCGUGCCCUACCUCAAGGAGCUCGGCAUCGACGUCGUCUGGGUCAGCCCCAUCUUCGAGUCGCCCCAGGCCGACAUGGGCUACGACAUUAGCGACUACCGCAAGAUUGACCCCCGCUACGGCGACCUCAACGACUGGGACGCGCUCCGCGACGCAUGCCACGAGCGCGGCAUGAAGCUCGUCAUGGACCUUGUUGUCAACCACUCGUCGGACAAGCACGCCUGGUUCACCGAGUCGCGCGCCGACAAGACCAACCCCAAGCGUGACUACUACUACUGGCACCCUGGAAAGGUCAACGACAAGGGCGAGCGUGUUCCCCCAAACAACUGGCGCUCGCGCUUCGGCCUCGGCUCGGCUUGGCAGUGGGACGAGCAGUCGCAGGAGUACUACUUCCACCAGUUCCUCAAGGAGCAGCCCGACCUCAACUGGACCAACCCCAAGCUCCGCGAGGAGGUGUACGAGAUGAUGCGCUGGUGGCUCGACCGUGGCUGCGACGGCUUCCGCAUGGACGUGAUCAACUUCAUUGCCAAGGCGCCUGGAUGGCCCGACGCGCCCAUCAACGACCCCGAGCAGCCGUUCCAGGCUCCCGGCAACCUCGCGUGGAACCGCCCCGAGGUCCACCCCCUCCUGCAGGAGAUGCACGAGAAGGUGCUCAAGGACUAUGACGCGUUCUGCGUCGGCGAGGCUCCCGGCAAGGAGGGCCCCGAGUCGUUCGCCGUCUACUCGCGCCCCGAGAACAACGAGCUCCAGAUGGUCUUCAACUUCCACACGCAGUACUUUGACCGCGCCGUGUACGAGAAGAAGUGGAACAAGGACUGGAAGCUGUCCAAGUUGAAACAGAUCUUCACCCAGUGGCAUACUGAGCUGCCCGCGUACGGCGGCUGGAUGGCCAACUACCUCGAGAACCACGACCAGCCCCGCAUGGUGACCCGUGUGGGCUCAGAGUUGCCCGAGUGGCGCGCCAAGUCGGCCAAGCUCAACGCCCUCUUCCACACGUCGCUCACGGGCACAAUCUUCGUGUUCCAGGGCCAGGAGAUUGGCCAGGUCAACCUGCCCCGCGAGUGGCCCGAGGAGGAGUACAAGGACGUGUCGUCGGUGCAGCGUCUGGCUGCUGAGCGCGCUUGGUGCGACGCACAGGGCAUCACUGGCGAGGCGAAGGAGGCGUACAUUACCAAGAUCCGCACCGACCUGCGCGAGGCCGGCCGCGAUAACGGCCGCACGCCGAUGCAGUGGGACGCGACCGAGUACGCCGGCUUCUCCAAGGCCAAGCCAUGGAUGCGCGUCGUGGACGACUACCCCCAGUGGAAUGUCGCCAGCCAGCGCGCCGACCCCGACAGCGUGUGGUACUUCUACCAGAAGCUGCUCGCCCUGCGCAAGGAGCGCCUCGCGCUCGUGUACGGCACGUUUGUGCCCCUCGACGAGGCGAGCGAGGAGAACUACAGCUACAUCCGCCACGACGAGCACACGGGCGAGAAGCUGCUUGUUCUGCUCAACUUUGCGCGCGGCGAGGGCGGACCCGGCGGCCUCGGCCACGGCACGACCAUCACUGUCGACCCCAAGGCGUGGGGCGUGGACGUCAGCAAGGCGCGCCUGCUUGUUUCCAACGACAGCGCCAAGGUCGGCUCGGGCAUCGACGGCCCCAUCACCCUCGACAACUGGGCCGGCCGCGUCUACGUCUUGGAAGAGGCCAAGCGUCUCCCCAACUAG